GAAGAAAUUGCAUUUAAUCACGUAAAAUGAAACUUAAAAUAAAAGAUAGCGAAAGGUCGAUUAGCUUUAAUUAUGUUGUGUUAGUUUUAAUUAGCCAACAAACAUAUUUUAUCGCCUAGCGUCAUUCUCUUCGACUAUCAUUUGAGGAGAAUAUUUUCUCCAUUUGAUCUACAAUAUAACGUCUUCUCGCGUUAAAACUGUAUAAUUUCAAAACUUACUAAUUUUACAGAAGAGCGUUUUAAAGGUUUAACAUGUAAUAUUUUUAAUAUUACUUAAAUCAUAUUUGCAACAUUUCUUUUAAAUUUUUUACCAGUUACCUUAUCUGUCUUUUAAAGUAAGAUAAAAUUUUGUUAAUAGUAGUUAAAACAUAGGUAAACUAAAAGAAAAAAACAACCUAAACUACGCUCUUUUGACAGUAUGAGAAAAAUACUGGUAAUACCAAAUGUUUACGCAUAUUAACUCAAUUUCGAAUAUUUUUGGAAAUUGUACACUUUUAAUGCGAAAAGUCGAUAUGUAUCAGUGAUUCUUGUUUCGAAUUAGAAUCCAGCAGUUUGUGCUCGACUUAGCAGAGCACCGUAGCGCGUUAGAAACCGACGGCCGACGAUUAAUGGCGGUACACCGAUCCAGUGACAAUUAAAUCACUUUAUGAGCUGCACAAUUUGUGUUUCGGCCCACACGGCUCGGCUUGGUCGAGACAAGACGCUCUCCGACCGUGUUUCACUGGAAUCGCGUUAUAUUUAGAAUUUCCGUUUCGGCCCUACAUGGACAAAAUGGGCUCAGUGCGUUUUCGUCUUUGAAUAGCGAUCGCUGCCGGGUUUAGUGACUCUUUUUUGGAAGUCGCAAGUGUACUCAUUGAUCUCGUUCCGUAUGUGCUUUAUUUGUUUCAGUUUUCCGUUUGUAAAUUCGAUAUGCGUGAACGGUAAGGAUAUUUGUGUUUGUGAAGUAAUAAAAGUAGUCGUAUCUUUAGUAUGUAUUUGAAUUGUUUCCUUUUUUUAAUACACAUUUUUUAAGAAAUUAUACCUGCUUAAUAUUACAAUUUUAACGUUUUCAUUCAAUCAAAACGUAUUUUAUAAACGUAGCUUUUUACAUAAAUUUGUUUUAAAAUUAUUCUAAUUUCUAAGAUUUAUUUCAAGCAAAAGAACAAAAUAAUGCAUGCUCUAAUGAAAUCUAAAAGUCCUACAGAAUCGAUAAAAUACAGAAGAGACAAUUGAAUUUCACGGUCAAAUUGAUUUCGAACUAACUACUUCGUUGUAAAAACUAUAUGAAUUCUACGAAAGUAUCGAACGAUUUUGAGGUUUGAUGAGACAACAUCGAACAUAAACAAAAUGCGUAAACAAUCCGUAUGACUCACAAUGACGAAGACUCAUUAUCAUAUCACGAACGUGUUUCUACAUCAGUGACUACUAACUCAGUACCCUUACAACACUCAAACAUGAUCAUCGUGUUUUUACGCGAUUUUUUUUCUAAAAUAUUACGUUAUGAUUGAUUUCAGGAACGCGAGUGACAUUAUCGAACGUUAUUGAAUAAACACGCGCGACAUUACGUGAUCAACCAUUACUGAUAGAAUUUUCCUUAACGUUGCGAACAAAGAGUAUAGGUAAUAUUUUUAAAACAUUAAACACUUAUACGGACGCACCAGCCUGUUGAUCUAAACACGUGUCGCGUACGUUGCAUACGAGGAUGCGAGCGUUCGACGCGCGCGUGCAAUAAAAAUUGAAUGCAAAAAUGAUCAAAAGGAACGGUGAUAAUGUGUUUGCGAUCGCGUCGACCAACAAUCAGUGUCAAGGCGGCAGCAGAAACGCUGUCUCGCUCUGUCCCAGCGGCGCGGCGACGAGGAUACCGCGAGCCACUGCCGCCAGGAUGACGCCGCCCGACGCGCACCACAACUCCAAGGAGGCUAACAUCGCUCUCUCGAUUUACGUCGAAAAGUGGAAAAACAGAUAUGAAGAUGCUGAAAGGAAACAUAAAGCGUAUCUACUCAAAUCCGAAAAAGCGAAACGCGAGCACGAUGACCUCCAGCGUCGCUACAACAUCUUGCACGAAGAAAGAAACCACCUGGACUCGGAGUUACGAGAGAGAGAACGCGAGCUGAACAAGCUGAAGAAUGUCUCCGAAAAGCUAUUCAACGAGUACCAGCAGCUGAAGCAUCAGCACGAGGUCGACGCGGGUGUCAUGCACAAAGUGAUGCAACAGGCGGGCGAGUGGUACAAGCAGAACAAGCAGCUCAAGCGGCGCAGCACCGUGCUGAUGCAGGCCUUGCCCGUCCCGCCCGUCGACAUCGACCUCACCGACACCACCGACACCGCGUCAGACACGAGCAGCAACGAGGAAGUGGAGUUCCUGAAGCAGACCGUCACGGAGCUGAGCAGGCAGAUCGCGUCGCUGCAGACAGACCUCAACACCGCCAAGCUACAAGAGUUUGAGGCUCACGAAGCCAACGUGGCUCUGUCGCAGGAAGUAGAAACAGAGAAAGAAAAGCGUCUGGCGCAAGAGAAGGAGCUGCAGGACUUGAGGGUUCAGUUGGAGAGACACAACCGCGUGUCGAAGCUGCUGAUGGACGAGGUGUCAGCCUUGAAGGAGAAUGCGGAUAAGGACAGAGAAAUGGCUGAAACGUACCGGUCGGAAGCCCGCGCGGCCAAGAAGCGCGCGGUGGUGUUGGCGCACCAGAGCGCGCUGCUGACGGGCGAGCUGCCGCCGGACGAGCGGCUGGCGCGGCUGCUGCAGGAGCUGGACAGCUUGCGGGACGCGCUGGACGACCAGGCCACGCGCCACCGCGACCAGCUGCACGAGCUGCAGCUGAAACUAGCAGAGAAACAUGAGGAGACUGAUAUCCUGCUGUGGGAGGAGAAGAUCCGCUUAGCGGAGGAGGACGCGGAGAAGGCGACGCGGCGCGCGGAGCAGGCCGAGCGGCGCCUGGCGGAGGCCGAGCGACGCCCCGACCUCGCCGCGCGGACACUGCGCGACGCCGAGACCAAGCUGGCGGAGGCGGAGCGGAAGCUGUCGGAGCUGGAGCGCAGGGGGGGGCGGCGCUCGACCCUCAUGUCGCGGAUCAACUACUUCGAGAACGCGGGCGGAGACAGGAGGGACGUGCAGAGGGAAACAAGAGAACUUCAAGAAGUCAAAGAAGUGGCCGAAGUUGUAGAGAUGAGACAAGAAGUCGCGGAAGUCACCGAGCCCUCAGGUUCAGCAGUAUCUGCGCGUCCCCCCUCGCCGCCCGCUGUUCCAGAAGUGGCUGAACGUGCCCCCUCGCCGGUCGCGCCCUCCGCUCCCCCCGCCCCGCCGACACAGCUCCCCCCGCCGCCGCCUCCCCCCCCUCCCCCUCCACCGCCCCCGGCAGUGUUCAACGCAGGGCCGACUGAAGACAUGGCCAAAAUGCUGUCAAACAAACAGGGAACUCUGAAGAGAAGCAAGCAGAACAAUGGUGGCGCAAUCGACGCUAUAGUGGACCAAAUCAAAGGAGGGAAAUUCCAAUUAAAGUCAACCGACCAGAACUUCCUCGAGCGAAAACCCAAAGACGACCAGCCAGAAGCUGUCAAGGAAAUGCUGGCCAUCCUCGGAACGCUGAGGAAGAGACGCAACGUGAACCGGCCCUGCUUCGUGGCCGGCGCGGAGAAGCACGGCGACGACAGCCUCACGUAAUGACAGCUGUCAGAUUUGACACACGUCAAUAUAUAGAGCAUAAAUUGUUAGUGGAAAAUAAUGGAACAAAACGGAUGGAUAUGUUGUCAUAUCUGAACUAUAGAUUGUUUAAAACGUAUAUAAUUACGAUAUUUUAUAUUGUUAACGUUUCUUCUGUAAAAUUGAGAGACCACCACUCAAAUAACUUCUGGCUCUCGGUGACAGAUGCGAAACUUGAUAUUGUGCCAAUCUCGCCAAGGAGGGAUUUUGAAACUCGAAUCAUUAAGAAGACUUUUUGACGGGAACUCGAGAAGUGAAACUGUGUGAUUUAUUUUAUUUUGUCAAUUUAGUUUUUCUUCAGGGUUAAAUGAGUAAUAAUGGUGGUUUAUUAACUGCUUAGUAACUAAAAGUGCACAAAUGUGGGAAACUGAACAAAUCCGCUUGACGUAACUUCUCGAGAUCCUCUAAAAGUCCACUAAAAAAGUCACAGUAAAUGACCACCAUUUUACUGAGAUUAUAUUUCAUCCCAUAUCAUCUCAUUUCAUUAAAAAUAUUAGGCUGUAUGGUAUGACACCUUUGCCUUUUCAGUUGGAAAAAGAAAACUACUAGUUACUACUGAUAUACCGUACUUAUCGGAGGAAUUGACAUUUGAUUCGGAAUGCGACUAAGAUCUCAGAGACCCACUCGUCGUAGUCCGUGGUAUAUAUAUUUUUUGUAUAUUAACGACUAUUAGUCGAAGUAUUCCGUAUAUCUGGUAUUUUGUAUGAAUUUUAAAUAAAUUAACUUUACAUUUGGAAAACAAAAUUUUACAAAACCUAGGGUAAACAUUCCGAAUUCAUACAAAAUUAUCUCAGUAAAAAUAGAGAUUGUCUCCCAUGUGUUUUAGAAUCAAACAUUAUUUGAAUAUGUAAACAAACCGAAGUGCCUUAAUAUAAGAGUUUAUAAAUAGGAUUAGUAUAUUUACACCAAGGUAAGAUAAAAUAUAUAUUUAAAAAUAUAUUUGUACAAUAAAUUAAAAGAAUAGAAUGUAAUUUUGUUGUUUAAGUAAUUAAUAAAAUGUAUUCUCAUUAAUAAUAAGAGAGUAUACAAAGUGAAAAAAAAAAGUUUUUAGUAUUUUUUCUGUCAAUUACACAGUUACCUGCGGUGCCAUUACAUUCGAAAAAUGCAUUUUGUAAAGUAUUAUGUACAAUAAUAUAUUUUCUAAGAUUUUUAAAUAUUUACAAUAAAAUUGUUUUAAAGUGAGAAA
Molecule: messenger RNA, 4864 nt
Organism: Bombyx mori (domestic silkworm)
Lineage: Eukaryota; Metazoa; Arthropoda; Insecta; Lepidoptera; Bombycidae
Product: shootin-1
Exons: 10
Coding region: 1726-3639 (637 amino acids)
Biological process (GO): positive regulation of neuron migration; neuron projection morphogenesis
Cellular component (GO): axonal growth cone; cell leading edge; cytoplasm
Source: RefSeq, a predicted model, not a curated record